Molecule: messenger RNA, 3776 nt
Organism: Alnus glutinosa
Lineage: Eukaryota; Viridiplantae; Streptophyta; Magnoliopsida; Fagales; Betulaceae
Exons: 2
Coding region: 331-1287 (318 amino acids)
Source: RefSeq, a predicted model, not a curated record
UGCUGAGGCCGGGUAGAAGACGAAGACGCUUCUCCUUACAGAAUCGAAGACGCUGUUCUUUGAUUAGUUACCUUAAUCUUCCGCUACGUCAGUUGGUAUCAGAGCAGGCUUUUAUCCUGAUCAUGGCCAAUCAGCGCAACGGUGACGAACUUCUCCAACAACGCUGUUUGUAGGGGAGGGGCUCUUUUAAGAGCCAAACUCAUGGGGUAUCCGAGCCGGCAUUAUCCGGAUUCGAUGGCCAACUUAUACUACAGUAAUAACUUCUAUAACGAUAUUGUUCGUGACAGGGAGGCUCUUUGGAGAGCCGAUUUCCAAAAGUUCCAGUAGGCGAUGCGACAAGAGAUGCGCCAGAUGUGGGAGAUGAUAGAGCGCAUGCACAUAAGUCCUAAUCGUAAUCACAUGUACAAUGAUACCCAUGUUGACUAUGGGAUCCGAGUGAGGCCUACUCGUCUCCAACGACUUGCACCCAUAAACCAACCACCGGUCUAUGAAGAUCUUAGUGAUGAUGAUGUUCAACCUGUUUCUAACCAUAUUUCUGAAUCUCCGAAUAGGAAACCCAUAUAUGAAGAGAAUGUUAGUUACAGUGAAAAAGUGGAGUUGCCGUCAGACAAACAAUAUGUGCAACAACAACCAUUGGUCCCAGCUACUGUACCAGUGGAAGAAUAUCCACCACAAGCGCAGCUCAUCAAGAUCACCACAGAAAUAAAUAACAAUGGUGAUUCCUUUGAAGACAAUAAAGUUGAAGGUAACAUUAGGAAAAAAAUAUUAGGAGAAAUUUUAUUGGAAGGAGACGAAAAGGAAAAGUCGUGUCUUAGCACUAUCUACAUAGAUUUCUCCAAGUAUCUUUCUUCGGAAGAGCCGCAUGCUAUCUACAUAGAUUUCUCCAAGUAUCUUUCUCCGGAAGAGCCUCGUGUGACUUAUCGCAAAGAAAACUCGAGGACGAGUUUUUUUCAAGUGGGGGUGUCUGAUGUAGGACGGAAUUUAUUAAUAUUUUCGAUGAAAACGAAAAUAGAAAAAAUGUCCAAAAUAAUACUGAAGCAGCACCAUUUGAUUAGAAGCUUACCUAUUCGCAGACAAUGGAAGUACAAAAGAAAAGACUUGAUCGUCAAGCCAAGACUUUAUGUUUUUCUCAUUAGGACUAGAUUUGCUUUAUGUAUUUCUUUUCCUUUUAGAAUAAGUUUUACUUUUACUACUAGAAUAAGGUUUACUAUUGGUAUUAGGAAAGGUUUACUUUUACUACUAGGGAUAGGUUUACUUUUUCUACAAGUAUUUCUCUUCUAUAAAUAGGCUUGCUUAUUAUGUAAAACUCAGAAUCAAUUGAAUUAUUAUAAAAUCAGAGAAUUCUCUCUCAAAUACUCUGCGGAGUUUUAUCUUUAUUUUAGUCUGCGGGCUUGUUUUAUCUUUUGGGGUAGAAGACGAAGAUGCUUCUCCUUGCAGAAUCGAAGACGCUGUUCUUUGAUUAGUUACCUUAGUCUUCCGCUACGUCAUAUACAGUUAUCACUGAUUCAUGAUGAGCAAACUUGAGCUACGAGAAGAGAAGAUAAACAGGUGAAGAAAAGCAAAGAGAUCAGUACAAACAACGUCAAAUGCAACAAACAGAUAAAAGUAGAGAUCGAAUCGUUGAUUCAGCAUCUCUCAACACUUCCAUCUUAUAUAAUGAGCACAAAUUGGGAUAUGAACCCCCCAACAUCAAAAGUAAAAAUGUUAUGAAAAUGACAUCGUAGUGAUGAAGAUGAUAAGAGAAACUUAAAAUAUGACUUAUGGCAAUAGCACUGUGACAGACAAAAAAGAAAUGAUACACCAAUUGUUGAAGUAAACUUCCUGACAGCAUAUCCUUCAGGCCAAAUGAAUCUCUCAUCCUGCAAAUACUCUUGAGUCCUUGGCGAUCUUUCCUGCAAGAACAUUUCAUACACCCAUGAGCAGAAUUCAAAUACGCCAAUCAACCAAAGAAUUCAAAUACUCUUCUCUAAAUGCAGCUCGGGCAUUUAUAAUAAAAAUAUCAGAUCCCAGAGGAGUGAUAUAGUAAUCCAAACAAGUAUGGUGUUUCUUGUCUGAAGAUGUCAAAGCGAAAAAGUAAAAGAAUGAUGAUGGUGCCAUGUCCCCAGUUCAACUUCCGAAUCUUAGUUCUCAAUAAUAACACUUAAGUCACAAAUACGAUGUGAAAUUGGAGAAAUACAUGAGAUGAGCAUUUUUUUUUUUUUGUUUUUGAUAAGUAUGAGACAAGCAUUUUUGUACAAUGUCUUAACUUUUAGAACCCAGAUAAUGAUCAAAAUUUAGCAAUUUGCAAAAGUAGCAAACUUCAUGCUCAAAGGGAUUUUAUCAAACACAUAGCAGAGAUUACAUAUGAAUGUACAAAACGGAGAUAAAUUUAAACGCCAGCAAAAUCAAAGGAAAUGCGUCUUACAGAGAAAAUCCCUUUCUCACCAAAGGAAUGAGCCUCACAAACCCAAACGUAACAGAGAUUCUAUUCUAUUCAGCCCCUACAUUCUUUUCCCCCAAACUCAAAUUGCUUUCUGGAGAGGCAGUAGAGCAGAGCAGAAUUGCAUUUUCUUUCGUAGAUUUGCGACAUGUGUGUUUUAAUCAAGCUCCCUUUUGGAUAUGAUAAAGAGUUCUGAGUUUUUUGGGAUGAAAAUUAUUUGUUAAUAUUGUUUUUUUUUUUACUUCAAAGUUAAGUUAGAUACAUUCCUUUAGAUAUCCUAUUACGCAAAACAACCAAUAAUCUCUGUGGUUCGAUCACCCUUACUAUAGUACAAUCGAUACGUAUUAUUGCGAGUAGUAAACUUAUAAAUUUAAAAUCCACGUAACCGGUUAGUCCGCUACAAGUCUCCUACCUGAAGAGGUCUUCAAUGGAAUCCUUUACCUUAGGGCCGACCCCUAAGAUAGAUUUCAGUUUAAGCGCAGCAACAACACACACAACAACGGCUUCAAAGAGAACAAAUCAGCUCAAUAACCUCACAAAAUAACUCUCUAAGCUCUAGUGGAAUUCAAUACCGAAUUCUUACAGUUCUCAAGCACAGGGGCCUCUAUUUAUAGGCUGAGGGCUCAAAUGAGCAUCUGGCUUGAUAAAGCUGGGCGCCGUCCAGACGGUGGACACAGGGCGUCCGGACGGACAAUUGUGCGACCAAAAUUUCGAGAUUUUCGCUGAAAAUCUUUCCUGUUUGAUAGCCGCGUCCGAACGGUGAAGCACUGUCGUCCGGACUGUCGCACAUCCGCUGUAAGUAAUUUCCUUAUAAAGGCUUAGCGCGUUCGGACCAGGAGGAUUGCCGUCCGAACGGUUGAGUUUGAAUUGCGAACUUGCCUUAAGCAGUAGCACGUCCGGACGGGAAUCCACGUCGUCCGGACGGUUGUAGCAAUCUUCCCAUAUUUGCUUUUGGAAAGAAAAUCUGAAGCUUGGUUGAACACUGAGAAUCGUCCGGACGGGCUGCUGAAACGUCCGGACGGAUGCAAGCUGGAGCAGUUCGAAGCUUCUCGACACAGAGGAAGGUCCGGACGGAAAUCCACGUCGUCCAGAUGGAUGAUGCUUUAGUCUGAUGUGCGUCCGGAUGGUAUGACACGUCGUCUGGAUGGCUAAUGCAUUGGACAACUGGGCGUCCGGACGGGAUGACACGUCGUCCGGACGGAUUGCAGGGAACCAAAUUUUCUGUCUUGCAAACUGAGCAGAAUCUUCUGGAACACUUCUGAAUAGCGGAAUCUCUGAUAAAAAGCAUCUUUACAUAUAAGUGAUUUUGUCCAACAGAAUGUGGCCAAUUAUAAACUAACAUGCACCUUUUGAAAUC